AUGGCGCCGCCGCCGGAAGAUCGUUCUUCUUCAUCUCCGCCGCCACCUCCUUCACCCGCCUCCUCCUUGCCGCCGUCAUCUCCCCUCAAGAAGAAAGGAGGCUGGACAGCCAUUAAGUUCCUCUUAGCGGUGUUCAACUUCACCGUCACCACCGUCUGGGCCGGCUCCUCCAACAUCGCUUCCUUGGCCGGCGCUUUCCUCGCCGACGCCUAUCUCGGCAAAUUCCGUACCCUUCUCUACGGCAGCAUUUCCUCUUUUCUGGGCAUGGGGGUUAUGACACUAAUCGCAGCCGUACCCCAACUCCGGCCGCCGCCGUGCACAAAAACCUCCCAAAACUGCAAGGAAGCCGAAGGAUGGCAGCUGUGCGUCCUCUUCGCAGCGCUGACCCUCCUCGCCGUCGGCGCCGGCGGGAUCCGACCCUGCAACAUCGCAUUCGGCGCCGACCAAUUCGACACCCGAACCCCCAAGGGAAGGUCCCAGCUUGAAUGCUUCUUCAACUGGUGGUACUUCUGCUUCUCCGUCUCCCUCGCCGUCGCCCUCACCGCCGUCGUCUACAUCCAGACCGAAGUCAGCUGGGUCGUCGGCUUCGCCAUCCCCACCGCCUGCCUCAUCUUCUCCAUCUCCCUCUUCUUAAUCGGCCACAAAACCUACAUCCUCAAGUCCCCUGACGGCAGCCCCUUCUCCGACAUGGUCCGCGUCAUCACCGCCGCGUUCAGGAAAAGGAAAAUCAAAACCCGGCCCGACUCCCAGACCCACUUCCACGACCCAAUCGACAACAACCACGACGAAGAAAAAACAGGGGAAAAAACAGAGGAAAAAACAGGGGAAUACUCUGCCCCCAACAAUUCCAAGCUGUUACGAACGACAAGAAUGAGGUGUCUCGACAAGGCGGCGAUAAUCGUCGAUCCGUCGGAGAUCGAUGAACAGGGGAAGGCGAAGAAUCCAUGGAGAUUGUGCACAUUACAGCAGGUUGAAGGAUUGAAGCGAUUGGCGGCAACGUUUCCAGUAUGGGUAUCGGGGGUCCUCUGCUUCAUGCCGAUGGAGCAGCAGUCGGCGUUCGGAGUCCUGCAAGCGAUUCAAAUCGACCGAUCCAUCGGAAAAACCUUCCGGGUUCCACCCGGUUGGAUGACGCUAACGUCGAUGGUGACUCUGGCGACGUGGAUUUUAACGUACGAAAGAUUGCUGAUGCCUCUGGCGAGGAGAAUAACAGGGGAAUCCCAGAGGCUGACGAUCGCGAAGCGGAUCCGGGUCGGGAUCGCGAUGUCGAUCGCGGCGAUGGUGGUGGCGGCGAAUGUGGAGAGGAAGAGGAGGGAAUCGGCGGUGAGAAUCGGGGAAUUCGUUUCCCCGGAGAGCUUCGCGAUCUUGAUGCCGCAGUUUGUCUUGCUGGGGAUAACAGAGGCGUUUGCUGCUGUUGCGGUGAUGGAGUUCUUCACAACGAGGAUGCCGGAGAAUAUGAGGACGUUGGCGGGAGCGUUCUUCUUUCUGUGCCUGUCGGCGUCGAAUUAUGUGAACUCGGCGGUGGUUAACGUAGUUCGCAAGGCGACGGCGGGCGGCGGGCGGACGCCGUGGCUCGGUGGGCAUGAUUUGAAUGAGCAUAGGUUGGAUUAUUACUACUAUAGCCUUGCUGGGUUGGGGGUUUUGAACUUUGUUUACUUCCAUUUCGUUGCGAGUCGGUACGUGACGGAGAACGACGGCGGCGGCGGCGGCGGUGGUGGGGGGAGAGAGGUGGAGGUGGAGAGCGGAGACGGUGGCGGAGGAGAUUUGGGAGCGGGGAAGAUUGAGUUGUUGAACGUGAAGGCGUAUGAAGGGAAAGGAGGGGCGCAGUUUUCUGGGGAUGCAUGCUAA
This is a messenger RNA of Linum tenue, 1845 nucleotides long. The record is from the annotation of a GenBank genome assembly. NCBI's taxonomy places the organism in Eukaryota, Viridiplantae, Streptophyta, Magnoliopsida, Malpighiales, Linaceae.